Molecule: messenger RNA, 971 nt
Organism: Amaranthus tricolor (Joseph's coat)
Lineage: Eukaryota; Viridiplantae; Streptophyta; Magnoliopsida; Caryophyllales; Amaranthaceae
Product: transcription factor LAF1-like
Exons: 4
Coding region: 93-971 (292 amino acids)
Source: RefSeq, a predicted model, not a curated record
UUUCUCUUCCUCUCUUUCUCUUGUUCCCUUUACACCUUUGAGCUAAAAUUCUCACUAAUUAUUAUUAUUAUUAUUAUUAUUAAUUACGAAAAAUGGGUUACAAAGCAUUGGAAGAAUCAAAACUGAAAAUUAAGCAUAGAAAAGGUUUAUGGUCACCAGAAGAAGAUGAAAGGUUAAGAAACUACAUUAAUCAACAUGGCCAUGGAUGUUGGAGCACUGUUCCGAUUAAUGCAGGACUUCAAAGAAAUGGGAAAAGCUGUAGAUUAAGAUGGAUUAAUUACUUAAGACCAGGGCUUAAGAGAGGUACAUUUAGCCCCCAAGAAGAGGAGAAAAUUCUGAAUCUUCAUUCUGCUCUAGGAAAUAAAUGGUCACAAAUAGCACAACAAUUACAGGGAAGAACAGAUAACGAGAUCAAGAACUUUUGGCACUCAUAUCUCAAGAAGAAAGUUGCUAAGAAGGAAAAAUCACAAUCCAUAUCACAAAUCCAAUCAACUAAUCCAAUCUUUCAAGAAGAAAUUGAAUCACCAAUUAAAUCAAACAUCACGAUUUCGAGUUUCGAUUCGAUUGGUACUACAGAAGGAUCUUCCAUUGAUGUAAACCAAUCCAAUAACAAUCAAAUUAGCAACCUUCCAAGACUUUUCUUUGCAGAAUGGUUUAGUUUGGAUAGUAUGAAUAAUGGGCAAAAUAAUAAUAUUAUUCAUCAAGAUUAUCAAAACCCUAAUUACAAUAAUAAUGUUAAUUAUUAUAAUAAUUUAUAUGUUGAGGAUUGUUUUAAUCAAGGAGUUAUAUACAAUAAUGAAGGAUCAUGUAGCAAUGAGGAGUUAAGUAAUGAAGCUGAUCAAAAUGGGAUGUUCAAGAUUGAAGAUCCAACUUCAGAGAUUGUUCUAAGUGAAUUAUUAUAUGGGAAUCGUUAUGAUCUUUGCAUUGCUAGUUUGCCCUUUUGCUCGGAUGAACAUCGCUUGCUCAUCUGA